AUGUCUGGAAUAAAGAUUGCAAUUCUUGUUGCAUUCAUAGCACUUGCAAGUUCAUAUGAAACCUCACCAUCGUUCUCUUCAGACGGAGCAAUUGAUAUGUGUCAACCUUGUGUUGCCUUUGCAGAUACAAAUCUCCAGCCAUUAUACCAAACAUUAUCAGGAAAUACUCCUCCAACAACUUGCUCUGGCUUAUGCUCAACAAUAAAAGACGCUUUUGCCCAGCAAAUCUGCUUAUACUUAUGCCAAAACCCGCAACCAUCUCCAAGCACCAUGUUUACAGCUGUCAAAAGAGCAGGCCCAAGCCAAGACUCAAUUUAUUUUUGUGAAUCCUUAAAUCAGAUUUGUCCAGUUGUCAAUGGAGGUGCAGCAGUAAUUAAUAGUACCUAUGUUACUCCUUCUACUGGAGGUGUCAACACAGUAUUUAAAGUUCAAGUGAUAUUCACCGUAACCUCUGCAACAGGAACCGGACAAGUGUUGUUGACUGUUACGCCUCCUGGAACUUCUGUUAACUCCCCCCCUCCGUGAGUGAACAAGAAAAUUUUUACUCACUCACGGAGGGGGGUUAAUUUUUUUUUCUUCGAAAUUUUAAAAAAAUCUUAAUUUGAAAAAAUUGGAAAGCAAAUACUGAUUUAAUUUAUUAAAUUUAUGUUUUAAAACGCAAUUUGUUUAAAAUUAAAAACAGAAUUAGCUCGAGUUUCAUUAUACUAAUUAUCACUUAUAUAUCAAUUUCUUUUUUCAUAAAAAAAAAAUUUUUGUUCACUUAAGGAGGGUGGGUUUUUGGGCAAAAAAUAGCUAUUUUUCUUAUGGUUUUAUUCACUCACUGAGGGUGGGGGGAGUAAGCCAUUCUCAUAUGAUUACUUUAAUGAGGGAUUUGCUGUUGAUAGCUACUCUGCUAAGUUUGAAAUUCCUAUGACUCCUCAACUUCCAACUGGAAAUUAUACUGGGAUUGUUCAAAUUUGUUCAGGAACUUGUGGAUUAACUAAUCCUGGUGAAGCGACAUUAGCUCAAUCAAGCAUUAAGUUUACAGUUCGCUAA
Messenger RNA from Blepharisma stoltei, 1035 nucleotides. The record is from the annotation of a GenBank genome assembly. NCBI's taxonomy places the organism in Eukaryota, Ciliophora, Heterotrichea, Heterotrichida, Blepharismidae.